Soboliphyme baturini is the source of this 1233-nucleotide messenger RNA. The record is from the annotation of a GenBank genome assembly. Lineage: Eukaryota; Metazoa; Nematoda; Enoplea; Dioctophymatida; Soboliphymatidae.
AUGUUCUUUUUGCAACCACGACGUGAGAUUCGCUGGGUAAAAAAGCAUGCCCUGUUUCCACGCUUACCGUCAGAAUUUGACCUGCCAGACAAGCUGAUCAACGAGGUUAAGCGUUGCUGCUCAACGAUCGUUUCCCUCAAGCUCAAGGCAUAUAAUACGCCAUGUCAGUUUCACAGGGCUAUGCCGCAGUCCUCUGCUGAAACCAGACACACAAACCUGAAUUAUGUAACUUCAAUUGCUGCCUAUGCGCUGUUACACCAGUUAUGCAUCGUUCCAAAAGUGGAGGAAAUCUCGAUGAAUCAGGGCGACGCUACUUUAUUCAGAGGUUCAUUAAUGGAAGUGUUCGACGUUUCUUCGCACGUUUCGCCUCUGGCCAUCGUGAGUGACGUUGUCCCAAAAUGCCGUCGACGUUUUGACAAGGUUGGUUCAGUUUUGAGGGCGACCGCCGACUCCGACUCCGACGACAGCCAUCUUCUGGUCAAUCCUGAUCCAUUGACGAUGACCAACUUCGUGUUGGUCGAAAACCUGCCGAACAGCGAGCAGCAAAUAUUCAUCCAAAUUGGUCAGCAGUCCAUUCGGCAAAACGACGAACAGAACAGUGACAGAGAGCAAAACGAGACCGAGAUCAAGAUGGCGACCGCAACGACGACUGGUUCAUGGAUGCACAUGUUGACGUUGUCCAAUUCGACACAGCCCGGGGUGUCGUUGCUUGUGACCGGCGACCAGCGACACGUCGUAAAGAGCAUUUACCGUGUCGACCGACAACUCUUAGACUGUGAUCUUUUGGACAGUGACGGAGCUACGAAGGCAUUGAACGACUUCCAUGCCGAGAUCGCUAGAGUACUGUCGUCAGGUUCGUAUCAGUUUCGUCAUUUGAACGAAUCGGUGUUCAACCUCACCGACGAACAGUCCGACUGGCUGAACGUCACCAAGCAACGCGAGUCUUGUCAUCAGUUGCAACGCAUCGUCCGCAGGUCUCGCCGGUUACACAGGAAACAGCUGAGGCGAAGCCUCAAUGCCAAGUCCAGUCGUGCUCCCUCGAUCUCAACGAACGAUCUCUGCGGCAAUUGGCUGCACCAAGCGAGCAGUUCUAGUGAUGUACGCAGCGAGACGAAAAAGUGCUGUUUUAUACACAAAUCCUGUUCGUUCACCAUCCCGCCAUUCACUUCCGACUACCAUUUGUUCAACUAUCGCAGCCACACUUUGAUUCACUGCGAUUGUACCAAACAGUAA